CCACAAAUUGGAGGGCAAACCCAUCAACCCUCAUCUCUGCUCUAGUCUAAAAAAUCUCUGAAGUCGAGGCCGUCGUCACUCUAGCAGCAAAGGCAGCUGAACUGAACCCUCCGCAGUCAAAACUCCACAUCGGUUAAUUAAUCAAAAAGAUGGGGAAGGACGCGAAGGCAGGAGGCAAAGGGAAGGGAAAGCAAGCGGCGGGUGGCAGCGACGAGGCUGGCUCUAAAGGAAAGGGAAAAUCUGGGAAGUCUUCUGAUGGGCUGGGCACUUGCACUUACGUGAAAGCAAGGCAUGUACUUUGUGAAAAGCAAGGGAAAAUCAACGAAGCCUACAAGAAGUUGCAGGAUGGUUGGCUUGAAAAUGGCGACAAAGUGCCUCCUGCUGAGUUCGCGAAGGUAGCAGCCGAGUACUCGGAGUGCCCAUCUGGGAAGAAAGGUGGCGAUCUUGGGUGGUUCCCUCGUGGCAAGAUGGCAGGCCCUUUUCAAGAGGUGGCUUUUGCUACCCCAAUUGGGGCUACCAGUGCGCCUUUCAAAUCCACGCAUGGCUACCAUAUUAUCUUGUGCGAAGGCAGAAAGAAUUAAGACCUUGAUUUCUGACGGAGCAAGUCCGGAACUUUGGCCAUAUGAAUGAUGUUUACUAGUUAGAUACUGGUUUGUAUUUUGGGCAUUAUGUUUAAUGACUGGUGUGAAAUCCUACUCUCUCCUUCUCUCUCAUGGUUGCCUCUUUUUUUUCCUCUCUCCCAUGGCAGUGAUGGGACUAUUGCAACAUGUUUUGUUCAAUAAUAUUUAUAUUUUUCGAUCUAGGCAAAUGAUA
Molecule: messenger RNA, 813 nt
Organism: Prunus persica (peach)
Lineage: Eukaryota; Viridiplantae; Streptophyta; Magnoliopsida; Rosales; Rosaceae
Product: peptidyl-prolyl cis-trans isomerase NIMA-interacting 4
Exons: 3
Coding region: 150-581 (143 amino acids)
Biological process (GO): rRNA processing
Molecular function (GO): peptidyl-prolyl cis-trans isomerase activity; DNA binding
Source: RefSeq, a predicted model, not a curated record